Messenger RNA from Diuraphis noxia (Russian wheat aphid), 1370 nucleotides. RefSeq lists its product as uncharacterized. The record is from RefSeq and is a predicted model, not a curated record. Lineage: Eukaryota; Metazoa; Arthropoda; Insecta; Hemiptera; Aphididae.
UAUAAUAUUUUUAGCCUAGUGCGUACAGUUAACACCAUAUAACUUACUCUAAAGUCUAAAGUACUAAACAGAAAGUUUAUUUACGAAAUAAGUCAUUACCCUUUACACUUUGGGCAUUAUCGUUUUUUCUUUUUUCGUAUUCCCUCGCAUUUCGAGUUCGGUUUCCGAGACGAAGAUACGAAGUCCUAAUAMAUUUUUAGUUAACGAUUUUUCAACUUAACUCGGUUUGACGAAGAUGGGUCUUAACUGAUUCUCGUGAUUUACAACAGUUCAUCAUCGACAGUGUAUAGGUACAUAUUUUAUUUCGAUAUGGUGAAAAACUUAUGGGUGUGUUCUACAUCCUCGUUCCCCUAAGCUACUACAAGUGAUAGGUGAUAUUUUUGCUUUAAGAUUAAGCUGGUAAAGGAGUUCUAUAUAUUAAGAUAAUUAUGGUGAAUAAAGUUUCUAUUUCCAAUUGGGAUGCAGAUCCUGAAAUUGGUGAACAUGUGGUCAGAUAUUCAGCAUAUGUAAAAAAAUCUAGAUCAUCACCUGAGAAAAGGCCAUUUUUGCCGUAUGGCGUUGGACCAAUUGUUGACUGCGAAAUAGAUGAUGAUACUGGAAAACCUGAUUAUUUAAGUUAUAGUAUAAUACCAAAAGAGAAUAAAGAAACAAUAACAAAAGAACAAUCAAAAGAAUUAAAACAAACCAAAAAAAAACCAAAUUCAGAAAUAUCUCUUGAUCAUGUUUAUAAAGUAAUACGUGAAUUAAAACUCCCAACAUUUCAAAGGAUUAUAAAACAAAAUAAGUUUGAAUUAAUACGAAUAGCAAAACGUCGUCCAGAUCGGUAUCAUAUAUAUGUAGCUAAACUUUUGUUAAGAACAAUAUUUAAUCCCGUUCAGAAAGUUUGGAUAUAUUCUCAAAUAAGGGAAGUAUUAAAUAUCCCUCCUCAUGAAUUUGCAAGCGUUAAAUAUGUAUACACUGUAUUAGCACCAGAAGUAGCAUUAAUGGUUUUAAAAAAUAAAUUUAAAUGCUUUGCUAAAAUAUGUGAUGAAAAUCAAUUGAACGCUUUGUCACUUUUAAAUAGUACAUUUUUUGAUGACAGAUUUGAAAAAGAUUUACACUGUCGUACUUAAGAAAAUUGUGUCUAUAAAUAAUGUACUAUAAAUUGUUUGUAUCUAUUGUAUGUUUUUUUCUUAUCAUCUAAGCAAAUGAUAUGUAAUUAGUGGGUGUUAACAUAUUUUUAUAAAAGUAUACCAAAUUCUAAUUUUGAUUUUAAGUAGUAAAGUAUAUGGAUUUUUAUUAGAAAUUCUCAGAAAUCAUAUUUGACUAGGUAAUUUAGUGUGAAGAUUUAUCAUUGAGAAAUGAUUAAUUUUAAAGACAAGUAUAUUGAU